UUUCAUUUUAGUCGCGGUUGUUUUCUUUCAAUGUCAAAAUCGGUCUUCGGUCGGUCGGAUAAAUGUAGCCGUUUGCUGUAAUUAUUUCUAAAACUUGUCUGAAUUAGCCGCAUUUAAUAACUUAUAUUAUGUGAUAAAAUCGAAAUGGCUAUUUAUAAUUGCAUCAAAAGUGUGAUACUUAUCGGAGUAACGUGGCAAUUCAUCAUCGUGUCUGCACACGAUCAUCUGCUCGAAGGUAUUUAUUGUGGAAAGGAAAAUUGUUAUAAUGUCCUGGGAGUCACGAGAGAAGCUACAAAAAAUGAAAUUGGCAAGAGCUACAGAGCCCUUGCGAAAAAAUACCAUCCUGACUUACACCGGACUCCCGAAACCAAGAAGGAGGCCGAAGAAAAGUUUAAGCAAAUAGCGACAGCUUACGAGAUCCUCAGAGACGAGGAGGAGAGAUCUGACUAUGAUUACAUGUUGGAUAACCCACAAGAAUACUAUGCUCAUUACUACAGAUACUACCGGCGGCGUAUGGCUCCGAAAGUCGACGUUCGUAUCGUUAUAGCUGUGACCAUUUCUAUCAUAUCUAUAAUACAAUACUACAGUUCUUGGUCCAAGUAUGACACUGCCAUAAAAUACUUCAUGACUAUACCCAAAUACCGGAAUAAAGCGCUUGAAAUUGCAAAAGAAGAAAUGAAAGAUUUGCACUCUAAAAAAGGAGGCAGAAAAAGUAAAGCUGAAAUAAAAGAGGAACAAGACCGCAUAAUAAGGAGAGUGAUAGAGGAAAAUAUGGACAUAAAAGGGGCUUACGCGAAGCCUGAAGUAACAGAUAUACUCUGGGUACAAUUAAUUAUUUUACCAUAUACAAUUGCAUAUUAUAUUUACUGGUAUCUUAGGUGGUUUUGGAAAUUUACGAUUUUGAAACAACCUUUUGGUGAAGAUGAAAAAUUAUAUUUAAUUAGGAAAUAUAUGAAAUUGGGUCAGCAUCAAUUUAAUGCAUUAGAGGACAGUGAAAAGCAAGAAUAUUUAGAGGAAGAACUAUGGAUCAAAGAAAAUUUUAUAGUUUGGAAGGAAAUAAAAGAUGAAGAGGCCAAAAAGGCUUUAGCAGAAAAUAAUAAAUACAAACAGUACAGAAGGUAUAUAAAAAAUCAUGGUGUAGGAAGGAUGACCUUUGAUGACUCUUGAUAAAUUCCAAUUUUUUUAUUUUGACUCCUGAUAAUAUAAGAAGAAUGUGAUUUAUUUAUUUUACAACUUAAUAAAAACAGAAAGAUCGACUUUGACCAAAACUUCUAACUUUGGUUUUCCUUUAUAAUUUUAAUUGUUGAUUCUUCAUCAAAUGCACCAAAAAUCAUCAUAUAAUAAAAGAAAGUUUUACACAAGA
This is a messenger RNA of Pectinophora gossypiella (pink bollworm), 1363 nucleotides long. It is a transcript of the gene DnaJ-8, whose product is annotated as dnaJ homolog subfamily C member 25 homolog. Gene Ontology annotation, biological process: protein folding. Bases 145 to 1167 code for a protein of 340 amino acids. NCBI's taxonomy places the organism in Eukaryota, Metazoa, Arthropoda, Insecta, Lepidoptera, Gelechiidae. The record is from RefSeq and is a predicted model, not a curated record. The transcript has a single exon. Gene Ontology annotation, cellular component: endoplasmic reticulum membrane.